GACUCUUAUUGAUGUUAAUAAGAAAAUAUAUUCCACGAUCUGCAAAAAACCAUGUCGCAUUUCAGUUUUCAUAGUGAAGUGAAUGAUCUCUUGAGACUAGAUGCUCCUAUCAGCAAAGGACCGGUUCCGCGAUGGCAGAGAAAGUCAACAGAACGUCGCUGUUCCAGUGCGACUUCAAGCACACCGCUUCGCAACUCGUCAAGGUUAAACUUGAGCAAGACGCCGUCGAAGACACCGAAAUCUCUCAAGAAAACGCCCAAGACACCUUCUGAGGACAGAUUUAUUCCUAAUCGAAGUGCUAUGAAUUUUGAAGCGAGUUAUCACAAGAUGAUCUCAGCUGAUACCGAGAACGAAGAGAACGAAUGUAUCAGUCCUUCGAAAGCCGAAUUCAAGAAGAACAUGGCCGAAAACCUUGGUGUCGGCGAAGCAAAUGCUAGAAUUCUUGCCUUCAAGAGCAAAGCACCAACAACGAAAGAAGGCCAUUUGAAUGAUCUACGCGUGUUGUACGGUCAGAACAAAACUCCCUCCACUUCGACCAAGAAGAAUGCAAGGCAUAUUUCUCAAGUUCCUGAGAGAAUAUUAGAUGCACCCGAUCUUAUUGACGAUUACUAUCUGAAUCUUCUAGACUGGAGUUGUAACAACCACUUAGCUGUCGCUCUUGGUGGUUUUGUUUACUUGUGGAAUGCAGCUUCAGGUGAUAUUGUACAACUGUGUCAAACUGAACCACCAGACUGCUAUAUUGGAGCUGUGUCUUGGAUUAAAGAAGGGAAUUACAUUGCUUUGGGAGACAGUAAUGGUGCUGUACAGUUGUGGGAUGUAGAGGCACAAAAACGUGUACGCAGCAUGUCAGGGCAUUCUGCUAGAGUUGGUUGCUUGUCAUGGAAUUCAUAUAUUCUAUCAAGUGGGAGCAGAAGUAGUGCCAUUCACCAUCAUGAUGUUCGUGUCGCAAAUCAUCACGUUGCAACACUUGCCAGACAUACACAAGAAGUGUGCGGACUGAAAUGGUCACCUGAUGGCAAAUAUCUUGCUAGUGGAGGAAAUGAUAAUCUGUUGGUGUUAUGGGAUGCCAAUGUCAACACAAAUAGUAACACCAAUACGCCGCUGUUCACCUUCAAUCAGCACCAGGCAGCUGUUAAGGCACUUGACUGGUGUCCAUUUCAACGUAAUGUACUUGCUAGUGGUGGUGGAACUGCAGAUCGACACAUCAGGUUUUGGAAUGUUGCUACUGGAAACUGUCUCAGCAGUAUUGACACUCAAUCACAAGUGUGUUCUAUAUUAUGGUCAAAAGAAUACAAGGAACUUGUGUCCAGUCAUGGUUAUGCACAAAACCAGCUGACUAUCUGGAAGUAUCCAUCAAUGGUCAAAGUAACUGAGCUGACUGGUCACACUUGUCGUGUCCUUCACAUGGCCAUGAGUCCGGAUGGACAGACAGUUGUGUCUGCAGCAGCUGAUGAAACUCUUAGAAUAUGGAAGUGCUUUGCUUCUGAUCCUGUAACCAAGAAAAAAUCCAAGCCUAGUGUGCCAAGCGGGUCAUUGGUACACAGAGGCAUUCGAUGAUAAAAGUUUUAUAGUUAUUUAGCAAAGUUAUCAAAAUUUGAAUUAUUAGGUAAUUAUUAAAAAAUUACUGUUUCUAAGGUAUUUCUCCUUUUGCUUCCAACAUAUUCCUAUGGAGCCAUUUUUGAUAGUACAAUUAUUUGUUAGCAUUUUAUAACAUUUGCAAAUCAUCAACUUAUCACAAGAAAACAGUGAUGACAUUUUGCUGACUUACAAAAAUUUUGUACAGUGUUAGUUGUUUAGUAUUAGUUAUA
Messenger RNA from Pocillopora verrucosa, 1808 nucleotides. RefSeq names its product cell division cycle protein 20 homolog. NCBI's taxonomy places the organism in Eukaryota, Metazoa, Cnidaria, Anthozoa, Scleractinia, Pocilloporidae. Gene Ontology annotation, cellular component: anaphase-promoting complex. Gene Ontology annotation, biological process: positive regulation of ubiquitin protein ligase activity; anaphase-promoting complex-dependent catabolic process; positive regulation of anaphase-promoting complex-dependent catabolic process. The record is from RefSeq and is a predicted model, not a curated record. Gene Ontology annotation, molecular function: anaphase-promoting complex binding; ubiquitin ligase activator activity; protein binding.